GGCGGCGGGACGCGGCGGAGCUGCCUCUCGCCAUGGGCUGUUGGUGCCGGGCCCGUGACCCGCCGGCCGCAAGGCUGUGCCUGGCCGGACUGCGGAUGCUACUCGCCCACGCCUUGCUGCUGUCCACCGCCGGGAGCACCGCGAGUGACGCCUCCGUGAAUCCCUGUUGCUAUUUCCCCUGCCAGCACCAAGGAGUCUGUGUGAGAGUUGGCCUGGAGGGGUACGAGUGUGACUGUACACGGACAGGAUACUUCGGGGACAACUGCACCGCCCCUGAAUUCUGGACACGCCUCCACGACUUGCUGAAGCCCAGUCCUGCCUUCUACCAUUUUGUUCUGACCAAUUUCAAGUGGUUGUGGGACAUUAUCAACAGCACCUUCAUCCGGGACACACUCAUGAGGCUCGUGCUCACAGUUCGUGCCAAUCUCAUCCCCAGCCCCCCCACCUUUAACUCUGACUAUGGCUACAUCAGCUGGGAGGGUUAUGCCAACGUUAGCUACUUCACCCGCGUCCUCCCGCCCGUGCCGGACAACUGCCCCACGCCCAUGGGAACCAAAGGGAAGCCGCAGCUCCCUGACCCCCAGCUCCUGGCAGAGAGGUUCUUACUGCGGCAGGAGUUCAAGGCUGAUCCCCGAGGCACCAACCUGAUGUUUGCCUUCUUCGCUCAGCACUUCACCCACCAGUUCUUCAAGACGUCUGGGAAGAUGGGCCGUGGCUUUACCAAGGCGCUGGGGCAUGGGGUGGAUCUCGGGCACGUGUAUGGGGACAACCUGCAGCGGCAGCACCAGCUGCGCCUCUUCAGAGAUGGGAAGCUGAAAUUCCAGGUGGUGGAUGGAGAGGUGUACCCUCCCACAGUCGCUGAUGCUCCAGUUCACAUGAUCUAUCCAUCUGCCACCCCCAAGGAGAAGCAGCUGGCAAUGGGACAGGAAGUGUUUGGGCUGCUGCCAGGGCUCUCCAUGUAUGCCACGCUCUGGCUGCGUGAGCACAACCGCGUGUGUGACAUCCUGAAACAGGAGCAUCCCACCUGGAGUGACGAGCAGCUCUUCCAGACAGCUCGUCUCAUCCUCAUUGGGGAGACCAUUAAGAUUGUCAUUGAAGACUAUGUCCAGCACCUCAGUGGGUACUACCUGAGCCUCAAGUUUGACCCUGAGCUGCUAUUUGGGAAGCAGUUCCAGUACCGGAAUCGCAUCGCUGUGGAGUUCAACCAGCUCUAUCACUGGCACGGGCUGAUGCCUGACUCCUUCAUCAUCCAGGAGAAAGAGUACAGCUAUGAGCAGUUCCUCUACAACACCUCCAUGCUCCUGGACUAUGGUGUGGAGGCACUGGUGGAAUCCUUUUCCAAGCAGAUUGCAGGAAGGAUUGGUGGGGGACAAAACAUCAAUGCAAAUGUCUUGAAAGUGGCCAUUGGGGUCAUCAAGGAAUCGAGGCAGCUGAGGCUGCAGCCAUUCAAUGAGUAUCGGAAGAGGUUUGGCAUGGAGCCCUACAAGUCGUUUCAGGAGCUAACAGGGAGCAGCGAGGACUUGGGGACCUGCCCACCCCUGCGCUGGUCAGGAGCAGGACAGAAGACGAUCCCAUUCUGGGUGUCCUUCACACCAGCCCACGAGGAGAGGCCGGUAUCAACUCUGUGAGAAGCUUGAGUGCUGCAGGAGUGCGGCUGCCACCACUGUCCUCAGCAGACCCAAUUCUCUUGCUAGUGACUGUCUUGCACUAAGCCAGCUUUGGGGUUCUUGAGGGGACACACAUCCACCUCCCUGGAAUGCUCUGCACUCACCUGUUCUUUAUUACCCUCCACUCCCUGCUGCUUUCCAGCGCCAGACCAUCAGCCACCCCACUUCCACAGGACUUUCCAGCUCAGCACAGUGGAUGAGCAGUGGAUGAGCUUGCAGCAGGAACCUGUACUGAUAUGCUCCUCCUGCAGCUGCUCAAGACCAUCCAUCCCAGCCUGCCUAGUGCAUGGACGUGGCUGAGACACAGCCAAGAAGGAGGAACCAAAGCAAUGUCUCCGUAUGAGGAGACAUGGGGAGAAGCUUCAGAUCACACUUCCCAGACCUCCUCCAUCUCCAACCUGCUGUCUUGGCCCUCUGUGUACCAUCAGCUGCUCACAAUGGGCUGCUCAGAGCAAGAUGCUGCUUCCAUGCAAACACAGCAAUGAAGACCCUUCUGUCUUAAUUUCUUCCCUGCAUUAAUAGCUCAGCAAAAGGCAUCCCCAAGGGCCUGCUUCUGUCCUGCUCCAGAAACGCAUGCAGAUGUCAGCUCUUACUGACAUGAUGACACGGUCAGUGGCAGUGGCUGUCACAGCCUUGGUCCCCAUCACAUCCCAGUUCACCAUCAGGAAAGCAGCUGUUUCAAAAAAUAAAUGAUUUUUACAACUCCUCUCA
Messenger RNA from Pogoniulus pusillus (Red-fronted tinkerbird), 2378 nucleotides. RefSeq names its product prostaglandin-endoperoxide synthase 1 (gene PTGS1). Lineage: Eukaryota; Metazoa; Chordata; Aves; Piciformes; Lybiidae. Gene Ontology annotation, molecular function: heme binding; oxidoreductase activity, acting on single donors with incorporation of molecular oxygen, incorporation of two atoms of oxygen; peroxidase activity. The coding region runs from base 33 to 1628 and encodes 531 amino acids. Gene Ontology annotation, biological process: cyclooxygenase pathway; response to oxidative stress. The record is from RefSeq and is a predicted model, not a curated record. Gene Ontology annotation, cellular component: cytoplasm; neuron projection. The transcript is spliced from 10 exons.